This is a messenger RNA of Lepus europaeus (European hare), 5689 nucleotides long. It is a transcript of the gene ACVR2A, whose product is annotated as activin A receptor type 2A. Gene Ontology annotation, biological process: cellular response to growth factor stimulus; protein phosphorylation; activin receptor signaling pathway. NCBI's taxonomy places the organism in Eukaryota, Metazoa, Chordata, Mammalia, Lagomorpha, Leporidae. The coding region runs from base 628 to 2169 and encodes 513 amino acids. Gene Ontology annotation, molecular function: activin binding; ATP binding; activin receptor activity. Gene Ontology annotation, cellular component: plasma membrane; activin receptor complex. The record is from RefSeq and is a predicted model, not a curated record. The transcript has 11 exons.
CCCGGAGCCCGGAGCCGGAGCUAGAGCCUGGACCAGAACUUGGCCGCCGCCUGCAGCCCCGUCGCCGCCGACUCCCGCCGCCCUGCUCAGCGCCUUUGCCGCCUCGGCCGCCACCGCUACGAGCUCGGUCGCCAGUGGUCCGCGGACUUAAGGUGUCCGGGUUGAAGGUCGGUCCGGACGUCGGACCCAGCUCGGUUCCCGGACUGUCCGGGCGGCAGCGGACGCCGCCGCCGCCGCCGCCUUCUCGUUAGCCUCAGCCUGGCGUUUUGUUCCGAGAGACCCGAGAGGCGAGCGCAGCUGACAGUGAUUUUGACAGUGAUUUAAACCCGCUUUUGUUGUUGUUGGCUUUUCGUUGUUUGGUUUUGUGUGUUGUGCGUGUGUGUGGCGGUUUUUCCCCCGUGGUGCAUUUUUUUUUUUUAUUGUUGUGCUCUUUUUUUCCUCCUUAUUUUUUUCUUUUUUUAAACCCCGUGAACGUGUUUUUUUUUUUUUUUUUUCUUUUUCCUCUCGGGGCUUCCGAAUAUGUUUUAUGACGGUUGAUUUUACACCAGGAGGUUUGUCUCCGAGGAAGACCCAGGGGACUGGAUAUCUAGCGAGAACUUGCUACGGCUUCCCUGGCGCCUCGGGAAAAUGGGAGCUGCUGCAAAGUUGGCGUUCGCCGUCUUUCUUAUCUCUUGUUCUUCAGGUGCUAUACUUGGUAGAUCAGAAACUCAGGAGUGUCUUUUCUUUAACGCUAAUUGGGAAAGAGACAGAACUAAUCAGACUGGUGUUGAACCCUGUUAUGGUGACAAAGAUAAACGGCGGCAUUGUUUUGCUACUUGGAAGAAUAUUUCUGGUUCCAUCGAAAUAGUGAAACAAGGUUGUUGGCUGGAUGAUAUCAACUGCUAUGAUAGGACUGACUGUAUAGAAAAAAAAGACAGCCCUGAAGUAUAUUUUUGUUGCUGCGAGGGCAACAUGUGUAAUGAAAAGUUUUCUUAUUUUCCGGAGAUGGAAGUCACUCAGCCCACUUCAAAUCCAGUUACACCUAAACCACCCUAUUACAAUAUCCUGCUCUAUUCCUUGGUGCCACUUAUGUUAAUUGCGGGGAUUGUCAUUUGUGCAUUUUGGGUGUACAGGCAUCACAAGAUGGCCUACCCUCCUGUACUUGUUCCAACUCAGGACCCGGGACCACCCCCACCUUCUCCAUUACUAGGUUUGAAGCCACUACAGUUAUUAGAAGUAAAAGCAAGGGGAAGAUUUGGUUGUGUCUGGAAAGCCCAGUUGCUCAACGAAUAUGUAGCUGUCAAAAUAUUUCCAAUACAGGACAAACAGUCAUGGCAAAAUGAAUAUGAAGUCUAUAGUUUGCCAGGAAUGAAGCAUGAGAACAUACUGCAGUUCAUUGGUGCAGAAAAACGGGGCACCAGUGUUGAUGUGGAUCUCUGGCUAAUCACAGCAUUUCAUGAAAAGGGUUCAUUGUCAGACUUUCUUAAGGCUAAUGUGGUCUCUUGGAAUGAACUGUGUCAUAUUGCAGAAACAAUGGCGAGAGGACUAGCAUAUUUACAUGAGGAUAUACCUGGCCUAAAAGAUGGCCACAAACCUGCCAUAUCUCACAGGGACAUCAAAAGUAAAAAUGUGCUGUUAAAAAACAAUCUGACAGCUUGCAUUGCUGAUUUUGGGUUGGCGUUAAAGUUUGAAGCUGGCAAGUCUGCAGGUGAUACCCAUGGACAGGUUGGUACCCGGAGGUAUAUGGCUCCAGAGGUAUUAGAGGGUGCUAUAAACUUCCAAAGGGAUGCAUUUUUGAGGAUAGAUAUGUACGCCAUGGGAUUAGUCCUGUGGGAACUGGCUUCUCGCUGUACUGCUGCAGAUGGACCUGUAGAUGAGUAUAUGUUGCCAUUUGAGGAGGAAAUUGGCCAGCAUCCAUCUCUUGAAGACAUGCAGGAAGUUGUUGUGCAUAAAAAAAAGAGGCCUGUUUUAAGAGAUUAUUGGCAGAAACAUGCUGGAAUGGCAAUGCUCUGUGAAACGAUAGAAGAAUGUUGGGAUCACGAUGCAGAAGCCAGGUUAUCAGCUGGAUGUGUAGGUGAAAGAAUUACUCAGAUGCAAAGACUAACAAAUAUCAUUACCACAGAGGACAUUGUAACAGUGGUCACGAUGGUGACAAAUGUUGACUUUCCUCCCAAAGAAUCUAGUCUAUGAUGGUUGCACCAUCUGUACACAGAGAAAUGGGACUCUGAACUGGAGCUGCUGAGCUAACGAAACUGCUUACAGUUUAUUUUCUGUGUGAAUUGAGUAGGAUGGAUCCUGGAAAUUUAAGAAAGAAAACCCUUGUUGGAAAAUGUGGUUCUGGGAGACAUUGCAUUGCCUACAGCACAGAUGUGAAGGACAUAAGACUAAGAAAAGUUGCAAACUGUAAAGAAGGUUUUGAAAAAGCUCAAAGAAUGUGGCCCUCUCCAAAUCAAAGAUCGUUUGGACCUGGCUAAUUGAGUGUUUGAAAACUGACAUCAGAUUUCUUAAUGUCUGUCAGAAGACACUAAUUCCUUAAAUGAACUACUGCUAUUUUUUUUUAAAUCAAAAACUUUUCAUUUCAGAUUUUAAAAAGGGUAACUUGUUUUUAUUGCAUUUGCUGUUGUUGUUUCUAUCAAUGACUAUUGUAAUGCCAAUAUGACACAGCUUGUGAAUGUUUCGUGUGCUGCUGUUCUGUGUACAUAAACAAAGUCAUCAAAGUGGGGUACAGUAAAGAGGCUUCCAAGCAUUACUUUAACCUCCCUCAACAAGGUAUACCUCAGUUCCACGGUUGCUAAAUUAUAAAAUUGAAAACACUAACAAAAUUUGAAUAAUAAACCGAUCCAUGUUUUGUAACAAGGUAUUACAAAUUCACUGUGUUAUUUAAGAAAAACAGGUAAGCUAUGCUUAGUGCCAAUGUUAAGUGGCCAUUCGUAAGCAGUGUUUUAGCUUUUCUUGUGCUGGCUUGUAAUUUAGGAGAAAAAAGUGCUGUUUUUUGAAAGGAAAAAAAUCGUGUCAUCUCCCUCAUCCUUCCAAGUUUUAAAGUUUCAUCUUAUAUCCAGGUCCCAAAAUACUGCAUUCUUUCCUAAGUAUUUUUUUAGAUGUACUGUGUUUGGGGAAUAUUUGAAAACUUAAAGCAUGAUUUAAAUUUUUAAGUGAGCUGUGACACUGGAAAGCUCUUUAUUUUAGCUUUUAAAAUAUUUUUUUCCUAUUUAUAUAUGUAAAAUUGUAGUGUAUUUCAUUUCACUCAACAGUGUGUGGGACGUUCUUAAUCACUGUUUUAGGAUCACCUCAGGAAAUGUCAUUACCCAAAAUUCCCCACUUUCUGCUUUGAGACUUGUUAACUCUAUCAGUAUACUUCUGCUUGGUGCCAUCUUGUCAGAGUAAUAUUUGAUGUCUGUGAUAUGUAAAGAAUUAUCCUAGGAUAGUGAUAAUAAACUUUAAGCACAGAUUUCAGAUGUUACUGCUUUAAAACAAAUCAGGGAUGAGUUGAACCUGUAACUUAAAAUAUGCAAUGACAUUUAGAGGUAACCAAUGUUGAUAUAGGUAACAUAGCCUAGCCUCCUCUCCAAAAUUGUUUUCACUAUUAACUGAUAUUAACUUAGGAUAGCUCAUGCCUUAUCCUUGCUUACAAAAUGGAAUUAAUGGUAGGUAGGUGCCAAAGUAAUUUUUAAAUCAAUAUUACAUUAGGAUAUAAUUGGAUUUGUGCUCAAAUUUACAUGGGCCAAAACUAAAACAAUUUCCUGAAUUUCUAGAUUACUAACCAACAAAUAGCCAGUAUUAUGUUAUGUACUAUUGUCAGGUCAUCUAAAAAUCCAUAGGUUGAUUUUUAUAAAAGAAUUUUUUACAAGUCACUAUCAGGAUCUCACUGUGAAUGUGUUAUCUUAAUGGUUAUUUUACCACACAGUACACUACAUUUUACACAUACCAUGCACUUAAUCUCUGGGAAUAAUAAAUUGUUAUUUAUAAAUAACACAUAGGUUGACAGACUCUAAGCAGGGGGGAAAGAAGAGUAACAGCAUUCUGGUUUGUGUGCCACACACUAUACAGCUAGAGAAAUAUUUGUGCUCUUGGUCACAUAUGUACCCAGGGUUUUAUUGUAUUCCUAAGAAUUCCCAUUUCAAUGAUGAGUUCCGUUUUUUAUUUUACAAAGUAUUUUCCUUCUCAAUUUCUUGCUUUGGUUUUGCUUCUAUUAUAAAACUAAUCAAGAAGGGAAAACAUUGAGAAUGCACGUAAGAAAAUUGUUGAUCUCCUGAUGACAAAUUUCUACCAGCUGCAAACAUUUAACCCUCUUUUUAAAAGAAAAAAAAUAAACAAGGGAUAUUGUAAUGAAUGUUUGGCUUAUGUGAGUACUAGAGAUAAAUUUUAUAAAACCAGCUAAUCACAAUAUAAAAUGUUUUCUCUUCAUGUUAGCAACAAUUUUUAGAAAUCCUGGAUAUUGUGCUUACCUCUAGCUAAACAAUUUGAAACUUGUAUCCAUUUGAGAACUAUAUUAAUAGAAAACCUUUUUUAUAAGCAGUAAAAUAAGAAUGUUCCAGUGACUACCUGUCCUGAUAUCUAGUCUUGUUAAAACUUUCUUUUGCAGGGCAUUUGGUGUUUGGUUUACAGUUAGUACAAAGUGGGCAAGUUAAGAGAAAGUUUCAGCUAGGGAUUAUGGAAAAAAGAUCAAAGAAUGAGAAAAAUGGUGAUCUGUUUUGGGGCAAACUGAGACCCCCAUUAACUUUUCCCUCAUUUGUAUGGUGCUCCUCAUGAUUUUUGUGUUUUGCCUUUCUGAUACCUAUCAGAGCUGCUGCUCUAACUUAUACUCUUUAUCUUGCCCAGAUCUCCUUUUAAGGAAUGCUUUAUGAUCAACUGCCAUAGGACUGAUGGAUUAACCAGUGUUUGGCUUUAUUUGAAGUCUAUGCCCUGCGCAGCUCUUGUAUGUAUUUUAGAUGCUAGGAAGUUUUCAGCAUGUGAUACGUGAUUCUUGUUUGAAUGUUUAUUCCAGGUACCUUGUGAAUUCCAGAACAGAGACUGUGCCUCACAAUUGUUGGUCCCAUGAACUUGCACUUUCAUGGUGAUGUUUUGAAAACACAAUCGGGAAGGAAAAAAAUUCUUAAAAUUUAAAAAUAGAAUCCUGUAUCAUGAAAUUAAAAAGUGAAUCCCUUCUGUCCCUUCUCCUCACUCCUCAGUUAACAGCUACAUCACGUAAAUGAAGGUGGUUGGGAAAAACCUUUGGCCAGAUGAUAGUUUAGUGGAAUAAAGUGAGUUUUUUUUUUUCCUAAGAGCAUCAUAGGUAUUUUCCAGUUUCUUUCUUACUUUUUUUGAAAAAUUACAUUUUAAGAAUAUUUGGUAUAAUGUGCAUAAAAUUAUUUACCAAUUUAUGGGCAAAAUGAUACAAGUAGCAUCUUGAUUGAACAUCAUUUACCUCAGAUAUUCAACCAGCAGUACGUUUUUUAUGCAGUCUCAACCCAUAUCCUAUUUGUUACCUCUCAAAAUAUUGGUAAGCAAUUACUUUAGCUUUACUCUGUAUUUCCUGUCAGUGUUUUUGGGCACAGGUUGUUGUACUACUGUCAAAUUGUACUUGCUAUUUUUUUCUGCAAGUAUUUAACAGAAAGCUUAAAAAAAAAAAAAAAAAAACCCCACCUUGGAUAAGUGAUUGUUAAAUAUUGUACAAAUAAAAUGUAUGCUAUCCCCAUUCCAUCCCCAAGUUAAAUAAAAAAUGAAUAUGGUA